AUGAAGCUGAAGGAACUUGAGCGGCCAGCCAUCCAGGUGUGGAGCCCAGCCAGCCAGUACCCUGUGUAUCUGGCCACAGGAACAUCUGCCCAGCAGCUAGAUGCCUCCUUUAGCACAAGCGGCACAUUGGAAAUCUUUGAGGUUGAUUUCAGGGAUCCCUCUCUGGACCUGAAGUGCAAGGGAGUCCUUUCUGCCUCGAGCAGGUUUCAUAAGCUGAUCUGGGGGACCUUUGGCAAUGGUCUUCUGGAAGGCUCCGGGGUUAUCGCAGGCGGCGGGGACAAUGGCAUGCUUACUCUGUACAAUGUGACCCACAUCCUGUCUUCAGAGAAGGAACCUGUGAUUGCCCAGAGACAGAAGCACACAGGGGCCAUCAGAGCCCUCGACUUUAAUCCUUUUCAGGGCAACCUCUUGGCCUCGGGGGCCAGUGAUUCCGAAAUCUUCAUUUGGGAUUUGAAUAACCUGAGUGUACCAAUGACCACGGGAUCCAAGGCACAGCAGCCCCUGGAAGACAUCAGGGCACUCUCUUGGAACCGGCAAGUCCAACACAUUCUGUCUUCUGCUCAUCCCAGCGGCAAGGCAGUUGUGUGGGAUCUUAGGAAGAAUGAACCUAUCAUCAAAGUCAGUGAUCACAGCAACAGGAUGCACUGCUCGGGCCUGGCCUGGCACCCAGACAUAGCCACUCAGUUGGUGCUGUGCUCAGAGGAUGAUCAUUUCCCAGUGAUCCAGCUGUGGGACUUGCGCUUUACCUCAUCACCCUUGACAGUGCUGGAGAGCCACAGCAGGGGUAUCUUGUCAGUGUCAUGGAGCCAGGCUGACCCUGAGCUGUUACUCAGUAGUGCCAAGGACAACCAGAUCUUGUGUUGGAACCUGGGGAGCAGUGAGGUGGUAUAUCAGCUACCCACACAGAGCAGUUGGUGCUUUGAUGUGCAGUGGUGCCCUCGGAACCCUCCAGUGUUCUCUGCUGCUUCCUUUGAUGGCUGGAUCAGUUUGUACUCUGUGAUGGGUAGAAGCUGGGAAGCCCAGCGGAUGAGACAGGCAGACAAGAUCUCCUCUUCCUUCAACAAAGGCCAGCCUUUCCCGCCAUUGCAGGUGCCAGAGCAGGUUGCCCAAGCAACAUUGAUACCUUCCCUGAAAAAACCCCCCAAAUGGGUUAGAAGACCAGCAGGUGUUUCAUUUGCUUUUGGGGGGAAACUGGUUACCUUUGGCCUCCCCAGCGUCCCUGCCCAUCACGUGCCGCAGCCUUGCCCCCGCCUAGUCUUCAUCAGUCAAGUCACUACAGAAUCUGAAUUCCUGAUGCGGUCAGCUGAGUUGCAGGCAGCCCUGAGAUCAGGAAAUCUCCUGAAUUAUUGUCAGAACAAGAUCCAGCAAACUUCACUGCAAAAUGAAGAGAUGCUCUGGCAGUUCCUGAAGGCAACCUUAGAGCAAGACACCAGGAAGAAAUUCCUAAAGCUGUUAGGAUACAAUAAAGAUGAUUUGCAGAAGAAGGUGGCCACAUGGUUGAAGAGUGACUUGGGGCUGAGUGACAGCUCUCAGCCCAAGAGAAGUGAUCUUAACAGUACCAGACAACAGACCUGCAGCCAGGCCUCCAACCAUACCACAGAGGAAGCUUCUGCCUCCUCAGCCUUCUUUGAUGAGCUGGUCCCUCAGAACAUGACUCCCUGGGAGAUUCCCAUCACAGAAGACACUGAUGGGCUCCUGAGCCGGGCUCUCCUGCUUGGGGAACUGGGCCCAGCUGUCGAGUUGUGUUUGAAGGAAGAGCGCUUUGCUGAUGCCAUCAUCCUGGCCCAUGCUGCGGGUGCAGAUCUACUGAAGCGAGCACAGGAGUGCUACUUGGCCAAGAAGAAAACCAUAAUUUCCUCGCUUCUAGCCUGUGUUGUGCAGAAGAAUUGGAAGAACGUGGUGUGUGCCUGUAGCCUGCAGAACUGGAGAGAGGUGCUGGCCUUGUUACUGACAUACUCAGGGCCAGAGGAAUUCCCUGAGCUCUGUGACAUGCUGGGAACUCGCAUGGAACAGGAGGGUAGCAGGGCACUAACUUCUGAAGCCAGACUCUGUUAUGUGUGCUCGGGGAGUGUGGAGCGGCUGGUGGAGUGCUGGGCAAAAUGCCACCAGACUGCAUGCCCCAUGGCGCUGCAGGAUCUGAUGGAGAAGGUAAUGGUCCUCAACAGAGGCUUGGAGCUACUUCUGGGACCUGAUGGGGUGAGCCCAGGCCCUGCCGUAGUCCACAGUGUCACUCAGUAUGUUAACCUCUUAGCAUCCCAGGGCAGCCUGGCCACUGCUAUGAGCUACCUACCCAGUGAUUGUGCUCAGGUAGCAGUUCAGCAGCUGAGAGAUCGGCUUUUUCACGCCCAGGGUUCUGGUGUCUCGGGUCAACAGUCUCCCCCUUUUCCUUUUCCUCGGGUGGUUGUGGGAGCUACCCCCCACUCUAAAGAGACAUUAUCUUACGGAUUGAGAUUUCAACCAUCUCAGAAGGUCUCAAUGCCUUCUCCAAGGCCAAGAAUUUUCACUCCUCAGUCACCACCAGUGAUGCCCUUGAUACGUCCCCUUUCUAGCCCUUACCUGGGUUCCAAAGCCCAGAAUAUAAGUGACUACAGGGUACCUGGGCCCCAGGAAGCCCAGCCUUUGCCCCUGGGCUCUGGAGUAAGGCCUGCUGUAUCUCAGCUGCAGCACUUAGGAGGGCAAAGGACCCAAGCUCCUAACCCUGUGGGAAUCCCUGGAAUGUGGCCUCUUCCUGGUCCCCCUCCACCUAUGGCACCCCCAGGCAUCAUGCAGCCUGGCUCUACCUCCCUGCCCGAGACUCCUCGACUGCUCCCUGUGAGACCACCAGGUCCUAGCACUCUGAGCUACCAGCCCUCAGCCCCUCCUGCGACCUUUCUUGUGGCACACCCUCCAGGAGGGCCAGGUGCUCCAUGCUUUAGCACCCUUCCAACUCCUGGCAUCUCAAUUCUUCACCCAGAGUCUCAAAAUUCCUCAAAGAAUAUGUCAGCUCCCAGGGGGAACCUUCAGAGAAAAAAGCUGCCGGAGACAUUCGUGCCCCCAGCGCCAAUUACUGCUCCAGUUAGGAGCUUCACCCCUGAGUCACGAGGGAGCCUUUCCCCACAGCCUCCUGUCGCUGGUUUGGGUCGUGCACCCCCCGGGGCUCCAGGAGAGCUCAGCCUACAACUUCAGCAGCUGCCACCUGAGAAGAUGGAAAGGAAAGAGUUGCCCCCAGAGCAUCAGUCCUUGAAGACCAGCUUUGAUGCACUUCUACAGCGCUGUUCCCUGUCUGCCACCGACUCAAAGACAAAACGGAAGCUGGAUGAGGCAGCCCAACGUCUAGAAUGUCUAUAUGAGAAGCUCUGGGAAGGGAUGCUCUCGCCUCAGGUUGUGGCUGGGCUCCACGAGGUGGCCCGGUGUGUGGAUGUGGGGAGCUUUGAGCAGGGCCUCGCAGUGCAUGCCCAGGUGGUGAGCUGCAGCAGCUUCAGUGAGGUGUCCAGCUUUAUGCCCAUCCUGAAGGCUGUCCUCACCAUUGCUCAGAAGCUGCAGAGCUAA
Molecule: messenger RNA, 3528 nt
Organism: Orycteropus afer afer
Lineage: Eukaryota; Metazoa; Chordata; Mammalia; Tubulidentata; Orycteropodidae
Gene: SEC31B
Product: SEC31 homolog B, COPII coat complex component
Exons: 25
Coding region: 1-3528 (1175 amino acids)
Biological process (GO): endoplasmic reticulum to Golgi vesicle-mediated transport; endoplasmic reticulum organization; COPII-coated vesicle cargo loading
Cellular component (GO): endoplasmic reticulum exit site; COPII vesicle coat
Molecular function (GO): structural molecule activity; protein binding
Source: RefSeq, a predicted model, not a curated record